Molecule: messenger RNA, 1523 nt
Organism: Patella vulgata (common limpet)
Lineage: Eukaryota; Metazoa; Mollusca; Gastropoda; Patellidae
Product: serine/threonine-protein phosphatase 6 regulatory ankyrin repeat subunit A-like
Exons: 3
Coding region: 576-1523 (315 amino acids)
Molecular function (GO): protein binding
Source: RefSeq, a predicted model, not a curated record
UCUACCAGGUUUUGGUGAAUAUUCAUGAUUUUGAGGCGGAAGGAUACAAGAGUUGAGAGGUUGGUUAGGUUGAAAUGUAGGGUCCAAAAUUGCAUGUUUUCUUGUCUCUACUUCCAGCUUGUGUAUCUCAAGUUUUCCAUGGUGAACCUCAUACGUGCUUUUGGGCAAGAGGUUGCCACAUGUUGCUCCAUCUGUGGUAGAAAGUGUUCUACCCAACGAAAAUUUGGGAAAAAGUUAGAGCCGGUCUAAGAGACGAGAAUUAACAUUAAAGUCAAUGGGCAAAUGUUUAGUGAUCUGUGGCCAUUUAGUUUCGUUCGAAAGUAGUGUAUUUUAAUUAAGGAAGUAUCUACCGUUGGUGUUUAAACUUUACUUUAAACUGAUUAAAAGGAAUUUCAUAUUAUUUACGGUUUAAGAUAAAAAUAGACUUCGUGAGUUUAGUCAAGACGAUUGAUAUUUGUGAUGUGAGCUGAACAAUAAAUGUCGAACUGUUGUUUGACAGAUUAGGCGAAAACCUUAAUAUAGUCCACCAAAUUGGUCAUAUAUCAGAUUUACUGGCAACAUUAUCACCCCAGGAAAUGGCUGGAUCUAUAAUUGAAGCUGCUAGGGCAGGAAUGUAUAAAGUUGUGUUAUCUCAGAUAGAACAUUGUGGUGAUUUAGCUCUGCACUAUACUGAUUAUAAGCAGGAAAAUGUAUUACACCUAAUUUUACACAGUUACACUUUACCAGCCAUCACUUUUGGGAACAGACAUGAGUUGUUACAGUGUGUAAUUAAGUUAGUUGAAGCUGGUGUAGAUGUCAACCAUCUGAAUAACUAUAACGAGACACCUAUUGUUAUAGCUGAUAGUUAUAAGUUGUAUAAAGUUGUAAUGUAUUUGUUAGAACAUGGCGCGCAUGUUCAUUAUGUUGAUAUUAACGACCAAGAUAUUCUGCACCAUUUAUUAUAUAAUAUAUACGAUAUUGACCAGGAAGAUGUUGAACAGUAUUCAAAGGAUUGUAUUCAGGUUGUUAAAACUCUGAUAAACAUGGGAAUAGAUGUAAAUAAACCCGACAAUCGUGGUAAUAUCCCCUUGUUCUAUAUAGCAAGACACAGAGUCCCGUUAACCUUAAUUUUAUUCACAACAAGAAAUAUCAUUAGAUUACAAUUUAUGUUGAUCACUGCAUUGAUCUCUGCUGGUUGUAAUGUGAAUCAUAAAAAUAAAAAAAGACAGACGCCAUUAAUGUACUACACAAGAAAACAAGUUGAUGUCAGUAUCUUAAAACUGUUAAUUGAAUAUUCUGAUGUCAAUCUGACAGAUAAUAAUGGUGAUACAGCGUGUAGUUAUUGUUUUCAAUAUCCCUUGUUAAAUUCUCAUAAUAUAUUUAAACUAUAUUCUCGCGGGGUACUGAUGUCUCCUAACAACGGAGUGAAAUUAUUUCACCAGAUUCUUGCGUGUAAGAGGUUAGAGGUGUUCAAUUAUUAUAUGGGAUUAAAGUUGAUUAUUAAUGGUCCUACAACCGAAGGAAAAAUAUUCUACAUCUGUUAG